Ectocarpus sp. CCAP 1310/34 is the source of this 1673-nucleotide messenger RNA. The record is from the annotation of a GenBank genome assembly. NCBI's taxonomy places the organism in Eukaryota, Phaeophyceae, Ectocarpales, Ectocarpaceae.
GGCGGCAUCUUUCAAUGCGUUGAGUGUCGAUCAGUGUUCGGCGGCAGCAGCGGCACUGGCUUCAGCAGUGGCCCCGAAUGUUCGAGGUCGGUCAACGACGUGCAUGACGAUAUGCGGGUGUCAUACUCAACCGUCCGGUUGUCCGCAAAGAUUCUCUUUCGAAGAUGUUCGGGCUCGUUUGGACUUGAGCAGGCCUCCAAGAUAGACAGAUUGAUGCACAAACACGACGAGCAGCAGCUCCAGGCUGCAAGGGAGGAGGGAUGCCGAAGUAGCAGCAGCAGCAGCAGCAGCAGCAGCAGCAGGCCCGAACAAAACGAAGAAGACUGCUUGCAGGUGGCAAAGCUAGCCGCUGGUAUGCUCGAUCGUUGGGCUGGAGCGGGACACUUGAUAGUGCCGGGCGAAAAGGCCGUUCCGAGUGCGGCUCUGUUGGACUUGGCUAGGAAAGAGCUCGGUCGAGUAUCCUUGAACGGAAUAACGACCUGCGACGGGACCGGCGCGACCGGGCUAGGGCUGUUCCCGUCUGGAGCGAUGAUAAACCACAGCUGCUCUCCCAAUUGCCAGGCUUGGUGGAGAGGUUCCCAGCUAGAGAUUCGAUGCACCAAGCCGGUCGCGGCGGGAGAAGAGCUAUGCUUGAGCUACAUCCCCAUCGACCAGCCUUCAACUCUCCGACGAGCGCAACUCAGACACAGUUGGUUUUUCGCGUGCCGAUGCCGGAGGUGUGUUUCGAGGCAGUGGGAUGCCGAGCUGGUAGGGCUGCGCUGCCCUACGAAAGGGUGUGCUGGCGCUGUGCCUCCCCCUCCGUGGCGCAGUGGUCACGCGUGCAGCCGCUGUGGCACAUCCCGUGCCUUUAACGAGCCAUCUACACGACCUGCGCCGCCAGAUGAAGGCCGCAAGGAGUCCCGCGGAGCUUCGGUCGUCGCGAUGGACCCACCGUCGUGCUGUGGGCGUGGGACAAUAAGUCCAACCCCACCGGGAGAAGGGGAAAACCUUGAUGUUGAAGAAGGCAUGGCGUGGUCUACCUGUGCAACACGAGGAGCACAAGAGAUGAUAGUAGUGCCAGCGCCCGACUACAGGGGCUGCGAAGAAAGGCUACUGGGAGCGGCAAGGGACUUUCGAAAGGGCAUGGAGGCCUACAUGCAAGAAGAGCCAGACGUUGCUCUCGUGGCGCUGCAGAAAAGCUUGCUUGUUCGGGAGAGUCUCUUGCACCCAUUCAACAAGGAACUGCUGCGCACACUGCGGUACGCGAGUUACGCGGCGAUCGCAACGCAAAGCUGGUUCAAGGCUUACUCAUUUCUGAGUCGUUGGCUGCACCCGAUGGACGUGAUGUACGGUGCUGCGGAGGUGUGGGAUAUAGCCGCCAUGCGCGUUGAUGCCGGUCUGGUUUUAGACAAGCUAAGCGAGGUGACACGUGGUCCGGGAACGGUCCCGCCGCAGGUGGGAGAGGCUCUACCGGGACUUAACAAGCUUUCGGGACAACCAGAUACGGCCGGUAGCAUGGAUCCAGCCGCUUUCGGCGAGAUGGCAACAGGGCUGCGGUGGAUUUGGCUCUGUCUAGGAAGGGGCAGCGGUAUUUCGGCUGAAAUCGCCGCUCUCGAAUCCUUUGCUGCCCACGGCGUAACGUUUCAUGUCAACGGCGAAAACGGUCUUUCAUAAACCGAAGGAUGGUUCGCAGC